Ylistrum balloti is the source of this 4933-nucleotide messenger RNA. RefSeq names its product solute carrier family 2, facilitated glucose transporter member 8-like. The record is from RefSeq and is a predicted model, not a curated record. The transcript has a single exon. Gene Ontology annotation, biological process: transmembrane transport; carbohydrate transport. Gene Ontology annotation, cellular component: membrane. Gene Ontology annotation, molecular function: sugar transmembrane transporter activity. The coding region runs from base 1 to 1377 and encodes 458 amino acids. Lineage: Eukaryota; Metazoa; Mollusca; Bivalvia; Pectinida; Pectinidae.
AUGGAGUCCCUGGAGAGUGGUUCGCCACGACUGACAAACUCUAAAUAUGAAGGUUCCCCAAAGCGCCUGUAUAUGGCAGUUGCAUUUACAUGUUUAGGAACUCUUUCGUUCGGUUUCACCAUUGGUUACAGUUCUCCAGCUAUUCCAGAUCUCGAGAAAGCAGGUUUACUAGAUGGGAAAUCGCAGUCAGCAUGGUUCGGUUCUCUGUUGACAGUUGGUGCUAUAUUCGGGGGACCGUUUGCAGGGUACUGCAUAGAGAGGUUAGGACGGAAGUUUACUAUAAUCCUUUCCUCGGUAAUAUUUGCAACUGGUGGAAUGAUAAUGGCACAUGCUCACUCAAUAACCCCGUUAUUUGUCGGGCGUUUCCUAGUGGGUUGGGCCAGUGGCCAGACAACCGUUUGUGCCCCAGUUUACAUCGCAGAAAUCGCCACAAAAUCGCUCCGAGGCUUCUUAGGGUCAUGUGUGCAGCUUUCCGUCACUAUAGGGAUACUAAUGGCGUACACGUGUGGUAUGUCACUCGGUUGGAGCAAGUUAGCAAUUGUUGGAACGUUACCCGCAUUUGCUACAGUAAUAGCCAUGUUUUUCCUCCCGGAAACACCAAGAUGGCUUCUAAUGAAAAACCGUCGACAUUCUGCAUUGAAUGCAUUAGGUGUCAUCAGAGGACCACAUACUGCAGUUGAAGAGGAAUGUCGCGAUAUUGAAGAGGGGCUAGAUAGCCAAGAGUCAUUUUCAUUUGCAGAGUUUCAGAAGCCUGAACUGUUACGCCCACUUUCCAUCUCCCUCGCUAUUAUGGCAUUUCAACAGUUUAGUGGUAUCAAUGCUGUCAUGUUUUAUACAGUUUCAAUAUUCAACAAUGCUGGUUUCAAGAAGAGUGCAGAGGCAACUGUGAUCAUUGGUGCAGUUCAAGUGGUGGCCACUGCAGUUGCUUGUGUUCUGAUGGACAGAGCUGGACGUCGUAAACUACUUAUUGUGGCUGGGUCAGUGAUGGUGUUUUCCUGUGGCCUAUUCGGCCUGUACUUUAUGGUUCCUUCCCAAAAUAUGAGCUGGCUUGCAAUAACAAGUUUAGUGAUAUACAUUAUUGGAUUUUCGCUUGGUUGGGGUCCCAUACCUAUGUUGGUGAUGUCUGAAAUAUUUCCAGCCAGAGCUCGUGGCACUGCAAGUGGUCUGGCAGCCUUCACCAGCUGGUUCACUGCCUUUAUCAUAACAAAGGAAUUCACAUUCCUCAAUGAUGUGUUUGGCCAAGCUGGAACUUUUUGGAUCUUUGGUGCCUGUUGUUUGUUUGCUGUGAUGUUUGUUAAUAAGCACUUGCCAGAAACUAAAGGAAAGUCCUUAGAAGACAUUGAGCUUUAUUUCCUUGGGAGAAGUAUGAUUCGCUGAGAUAGAUGGAAUGGUUUUAGAGGAAAGAAUAUUUAAGAUCUCUUUUGAUGAGAUCAAUAAUACUACUAAAAUCUUCUGACUGUUUGCUUAAGCUUGGAAAUUACAGGCUGAAAAUAAGAGAUGUAUUACAUUUUACGUUUAAAUAUUUCAUACCCAUAUUUUUUGUGCUUUUUUGAUGAAUUAAGAUAUGAUCUGUUUGUAAAGAUUUCAAGUAGAAAUUAAUUUUUCCCCACAUAUACUUCACUGCUGAAUUUUUCUAAGUACGUGUUCAUUUUACCCCACAAUUUCUUCUGUGUUGUGAAUUUUUUCAGGUACAGGUUAAUUUUGUCCAAACACCUUUUUCAUUGACACUUUUAUUAAUAUAUUUUAAGGUAGUUGCUAAAAUGGAUUUUAUUUCUCAAUACCUUGCAUCCAUACUGACAUUAAAUUAAUGCAUUGUAUAGAGCAGCAAAUUUAAGCAAUUACAAACCAAAAUUUUACGGUAUUGUCAUCAGGGCAGUAUAGAUUUUUUAGAUCAACCUAGGCUUCACCAUAUUUUCUACCUACCAAGUAGUUUCAAAUUUGGGAAAUGUAGAAGUUAAGAGUACAUUUCACCUUAUUUGUCUCAGUUUAAAUUUACCUUCAGUUAAGUGGUAGCGUUUAUGGUGAGAGCAAGAGGUCACUAAUUUGAGUCCCAGCAAGAUUCAGGACAUUUUUAUUAUUCCUCCUUCCUUUUACAUAUAUGUUUUUACUGUUGACAACUCCAAGAGUAGAAGCUAUUGGGAAAUGAGAUGAUUACUAGGAGAUAAAGAACCAAAGGUUGUGGUUGUGGAUGAGGAAUAUUGUUUAAGUUUAGAAUAAAAAUACCUCACUAAUCUUAGCACUCUUGGCUAGUUGUAAAUUUUCUUCAAUCUUAAAUCCACCUUCGGAGCCAAAGCUUUCUAGCUAGAUCAAACAUCAGUGGGCAGAACAUUUUUAACGAUACUUUCCUUCUUAUUUGAUGUUUUACAUUGUUCAGUGGCUCUGAAGUAGAAUUAAGAUUCAAAGAAUAAAAAGAAGGACAACAAUCUAACAUUGAAUCUCCAUUGUAAUAUCUCAAAGAUAUGAUCAGAAUACUAAAACGUCAUGUGCACUUAAGUCAUUUCAAUCUGAUUAAAAUAGUAUCUGAUCUACAUUCAUGUUUCAUUAAAUAAACUUAGUCAAAGACAAGGAAGAGUUUAUGGAAUGGGAAGACAAAUUCGUAAGAUUUCAAAAGAUUGAAGAAUCUUGAUUCUUCUUUUCUCUCACCUGAAGGUGUUUUUUUCUAUUAAAGUGGAAUAUUUCUCAAAAUUGGCAAUGAACAGACAUUUAGUUUGAAAUAAGUGUAAACUACCAAAAUUAUUGUGAUUCUGGGACUCAGAAAUGUAACAUGACUUGCUGAUAUGUAAUUAGUGUUGUAUACUGUGUAAUAUACACUGUAAUAUUACCUGUUAGGGUAAUUGUAAAUUGUGGACAGUGUAAUACAAUGUAACCUGUACAUUGUAAACAGUGUAACAAUACAGGAACACAUUGUGUUUCAGUUUAAACAUUGUAAGACAGUGUAAAUAUUGUUGUGCAAAGUAAUAAGUUUUGUACUUAUAUUUCUUUACAUUGUUUACAAUAUCCACUGUAAACAUGUGCAGUGUCAACACCAGUAACACAUGAGAUACAGUAUAAGACAAAGUAGUCCAAGUUUGAUGUACUGUAAUAUACAAAGAGAAUAUAUGGUCAGUGUCUUAAAAUACAAGCUAUAUGUUGGCAAGGGUGAAGGCCGUGAUAAACUUGUUUGUAUAAAUUGCCUGUAUAUGAUUUGUGUGUUCAGUUAAGAUGACUUUCCCAACACUGUUUCUUACAUCGUUUUAAAAUAGUGAUAAUCUUGGUGACAUAGUGCUGAUCCUAUGCAUCUCUUGAGAUCUGAAUCCUGGUAUAUUUAUUACUAGAUAUUGUCCUGCACAUGUAACAGAUUUUGUUUACAAGUUCAUAAUCUUUGUGCCGAAUUGGCUAUUGACUAGUAACUCAUUUUCAUUCUAUGUCUUUUUACCUAAUGCCAAGAAAUAUUUAAAUACUCAUAAUUGGGAUUGUAAUUUUUGGUGGAGGCAACAUGUCUUUGUACAAAUUCCUUACCUUGUGUUCUAGAUGUGAUUUAUAUGUCUUUAUAGAUGAAGUUGCACUUUUGACCCUUGAUAAACUGCUGGGAAUUCAGCCUUUUCUUGUCCAUAAAUCUGAUAUCAUAAAGACAUAUCUUAUGAAAUGAUGAUGACUGUAGCGAAGAUAUCAUUAGCCUUUAGUCUCAUGGGGAGAAGUGAUGACCAACAUUCUUCAGUGCAGACUGCAGUUCUCCUACUCCUUGCGUAAAAGUCAUUCAUCAGAUUUUUCUUUUAUCAAGAUCCAAGUGUGAGUUCACGUCUUCUUCAUUCUGUAUUUUUUAUAGCUUCUGUUUAGCUCAUCUAUUAAAAAAAUAGAGGGGCUAAUUUAGUGAUCCAGGUGUUGGCAUUGUCCAGCCUUAUCAAGUGUUUUAAGUUCUUGAUCACUAAGGUUGGGAGAAACUUUUACUUUAAAGUGUUUUUUUUUUUCAAGCAGUACCGGGUAACAUAUGUCAAUGGGCAGUUAAAUAUUAAAUAGUUCCAUCAUCAAUAGAAAUUAUCAGCAAUAUCCUUAACAUUAUUUUCAUAUUUAUGGGCACAAAAAUGGUAAAUUUACAUGACAUAGAACCAAUGGCAUGUUCUCAAGCAGCUCUCGUUGAAUAUAGAUUAUCAUUAUCCACAGGUCAUUUAUGGCAGUACAUUUUCCAGUAAAAAUGCAAUAUUGAGUGUUAGAUUUCAAAUGUUUUUCCCUUUUUUGUGAUGACUAACUUUUAGUCCCUAACCCAGUCUCAGUUCUCUUGUGGGUGUAAAGAGGAACAGUUGCCAGGAAAAAUUGGUUUACUUUAUAAAUCAUGAAGAACACUGCUGUUGACAUUGCUUAUAUUUUUAUACAAUAUCUAUCAGAUAUACCAAACCUCAAAAAAAAUUAUAUCACAAAGGGACAUAACUCUAUUACAUAAAAAAAGGAAUUGAUAUACGAUAUCCAUGACAAACCAAAUCUCAAAUGAUAUAUUGGCAAAAGUGAUUUUUGUUGUUACAACAACUCAACAGUGUAAUUAUAUGAUUGAAUAUGUUAUUGUUCUACCUCUUGUAUAUGUUUAGUGGAAUAUUCUUCACAAAUUUUAGCUAUUUUGUUCCCAAAUGGAAAUCUUCCUAAUGACAUAACUAUUGUCAGCAUUAAAACAUCUUUACUAAGGUCAGUUUACACAGGUGAAAUUUCUAGAGAAUUUCAUGCAAAAUAUAAGGUAAUACAAAGGUCUGUACACUGUUCACUUAACAUUUCUGCUGGAAUUGGAAUUCCAUGGAUUGGUUUGACUUAUUUCUUGUCAAUAUGAAAAUAUAUUCUAAAAUUUGGACAGAGGCUAGUGACAAGCAAACCUGUUGUGGCUCAAUCAUGGUCAAGUUAAUGUUUAUAAAUCAAUCUAUUGAUUUAUGUAAAUUCAAAACAUUUUGUAUGUUUUUAUAGUGAAUCAAGG